UCAAAAUUUCAUUUCCCGCUCCGAUUUCAUUUUAAGAGCCCAAAAUCUUUUCACAUCCCUCAUAAUUUUUUCAUUUUUCACUUCUCUCUCCACAGUUUCUCAGUCUCCCUCUCUCUCCUUCCAGAGAAAAACCAAAAACUAGGGUUUCUGAGAGGAGAAUCACAAGAUGAGUCCGAGAAGAAGUGGUAGAACACCAAAACCAGUGUUAAAACCGGAAGAUAAUCCAGAAAUUGAAGAGAAAGUGAAGAAGAGGAAAGCUUCAGUGAGUAAUGGCAAGAACAAAGCUACUAAAAAGGUUAAGAAUGAGGAACCAGAAGUUGAAGAAGAAGAAGAAGCACCUGCUAGAUCUGUAGAGUUCAGAUUUAUAGGGGAACCUAUUCCAAAGGAAGUGGCUGUUGCAAGAUGGCCGGAUCGAUAUGUUCCUGAGUUGAUUGAGCAAAUCAAAGAAGAAAAUACUAAAAGGAUAAAAAGGGGUGCUAAAGAGGAGGAGUUAGAGGAAAUCAUGGAAGUAAAGAGCCAUUAUUCUAAAGCAUUUGUUGAUGGAAUUGAGUACAAUCUUGAGGAUGAUGCCCAUGUCUUGAGUGAUAAGCCGACAUCUCCAUUCAUUUGUAAAAUUAUCGAGUUUUUUGAAACUGUCGAUAAUGAAGCUUAUUUCAAAGCACAAUGGUACUACAGAAUCACUGACACGGUUUGUAGAGAUGCCGUCCGGAAGGUUAAGAGGGACAAAGAUAAAUGCAAGGAAGAGGAGUUCAUGGAGGAGCUUGAUCCUGAAAAUCAAUUCAUAGAGGAGGUUGAUGCUGAAAAUCAGUCGAAGGAACAACAAGAUGCUGAACUUAAGAAGAAGAAUAAGAAAAAUAAAUCCAAGAACAAACCUAAAACUGAUCACACUGUCCAUCUGCACCCGAAGCGUAUCUUUUUCUCAAUAGUAAAGGACAACAAUCCCCUGGAAUUACUUCUUGGGAAGGUUACUAUUACAAGAAUUGCAUCCAAUGUGGAUUUAAAGACAAAGGAGGAAAAAAUUGCCAAGUGCGAUUACUAUUAUGAUAUGAAAUAUGAACUUCCCUACAAGUCUUUUGUUAGCAUUCCACCUGAAGAUACAAAUGAAAGUGCAACUUCAAGUGGGGAAUCGGGGAUAUCAACUGUUGGAGUUUGUGAAAGUGCAAUGUCUAGUGGAGCAUCAGAGUUAUCUUUACUUGAUCUGUAUUGUGGCUGUGGAGCAAUGUCCACCGGGCUUACUCUCGGUGCUGAAGUUGGAGGGGUAAAUCUUGUUACGCGGUGGGCUGUCGAUGUGAAUGCGCAUGCCUGUCAAACACUGGAAUUAAACCAUCCCGAGACAAAUGUCAGGAACGAAUGUGCCGAGGACUUCCUUUCUCUGUUAAAAGAAUGGCAGAGGCUUGUCAAUCUAUAUGUACCAAGCGAUGGGAGCAACAGUACUACCCAAGGCAGUGAAGAUCUUGAAGAAGAUGAAGAGGUUUCACCUGGGGAAUUUGUGGUUGAAAGAUUUGUCGGAAUCAGCUUUGGCGAUCCCAAAGUCAAUGCAGCAAACUUACAGGCAAAAGAUGAUGAUGACAAAAUUAAAGCAACUGAAAUAUUUUUCAAGGUUCGUUGGAGCGGUUACGAUUCCACAGAGGACACAUGGGAGCCGUACAAAGGAUUAAGUAAUUGUGAAGAUAAAGUCCGCGAGUUUGUGAAAAUGGGCCACCGUUCUAAGCUGCUUCCUCUUCCGGGUGAUGUUGAUAUUAUAUGUGGAGGGCCACCCUGUCAGGGUAUCAGCGGUUUUAACCGCUUUAGGAACGAUGAAGAACCGCUAGAUGACGAGAAAAACUACCAGAUGUUGGUAUAUAUGGAUAUCGUCAAGUUCCUGAACCCGCAAUAUAUUUUAAUGGAAAAUGUUGUUGAUUUAGUUAAGUUCGCCGACGGGUACUUGGCCAGAUAUGCAGUUAAACGUCUUCUAUCAAUGGAUUAUCAAGUCCGAUUAGGUAUCAUGGCUGCUGGUUCCUUUGGACUUCCUCAAUUUAGACAACGCGUGUUCGUGUGGGGAGCUCAAAUGGGAAUGAAAAUUCCUUCCUACCCUUUCCCUACACAUGAAGUUGUUGUUAGGGGUAAUACUACUGUUGAAUUUGAGCAAUGCCUUGUUGCAUAUGACGAGGACAACAAACCUAAAUUGCAUGACCUUUUAUUGCUUAAGGACGCAAUCAGGGACCUCCCUCAGAUACAAAAUGAUGAAGAGCGGGAAGAAAGACCGUAUGGACCAGAUCCUGAAACUCAAUUUCAGGAACAUAUAAGGUUGAAUAGAGAAGGUACUGGUCGUCAUACAGUUCUUUUUGAUCACAUUCCACUUCUAUUGAACGCUGAUGAUUAUCAGAGAGUCUGUAGAGUUCCAAGAGCAAAGGGUGCAAAUUUUAGUGAUAUUGGUGGAGUUCAGAAAGAUGCAAAAGGGAAAUGGGAGUUAGACCCAUCCAUCCCAAGAGAAAUGCUUCCUAACGGAAAACCAUUGAUACCCGACUAUGCUCUGUCAUUCACCGGUGGCAGUUCAAGCAAGCCUUUUGGUCGUUUGUGGUGGGACGAGACCGUCCCCACAGUAGUUACGCGUGCAGAGCCUCAUAAUCAGGCGAUUAUGCAUCCAGCUCAAGAUCGAGUUUUAUCUGUAAGAGAAAAUGCAAGACUACAGGGAUUUCCUGAUUACCUUAAACUCUGCGGACCUGUUAAGGAGAAAUAUAUUCAAGUUGGGAAUGCAGUUGCUGUCCCGGUCGCCAAAGCCUUGGGAUUUGCUUUUGCUCUUGCUAUUCGAGGAGUUCCUUUCACUGAACCGCUUUUCAAACUUCCUGAUAAUUUUGGGUUAACUAUUGGACCUCUUCCUGUAGAAGCAUUGGAAGCUGUAGACAGGGCAGUUGAAGAGCAAUGAGCAAAAGAGCAGAGCAGUAGUCUAGUGGUGCAUUUGAAGAUUGCAGUUAACUGUCAACUUGCAAGGAAAUAAAUUUAGAAGCUAAUUUUGUUCACAUUAUGACACAACCCUGACAUUCUAGUUUUGCUAAUGUGACAGAUGGAAAAACUUUUUCAUCUUGCUCAAUUGAUUACAUUCAUAUCAUUAUGUAACUCAUGUGGUUUUAAUGAUGGAAUUUCGACUUAUUUUUUCUCUUA
Molecule: messenger RNA, 3141 nt
Organism: Papaver somniferum (opium poppy)
Lineage: Eukaryota; Viridiplantae; Streptophyta; Magnoliopsida; Ranunculales; Papaveraceae
Product: DNA (cytosine-5)-methyltransferase CMT3-like
Exons: 21
Coding region: 167-2905 (912 amino acids)
Cellular component (GO): nucleus
Molecular function (GO): methyltransferase activity; chromatin binding
Source: RefSeq, a predicted model, not a curated record